Salvia splendens (bonfire salvia) is the source of this 1503-nucleotide messenger RNA. RefSeq lists its product as uncharacterized. The record is from RefSeq and is a predicted model, not a curated record. The transcript is spliced from 3 exons. Lineage: Eukaryota; Viridiplantae; Streptophyta; Magnoliopsida; Lamiales; Lamiaceae. The coding region runs from base 1 to 825 and encodes 274 amino acids.
AUGGCCGACAAUGGUGGUUUGGACUACUUUAGGCUUCCUUCAUUCUUCAAAAAAUUCUCUGAGGACCAUAGCAUGGACGAGUUGAGAGUACGCCUCCUUCGGAUCGCAAGUAGGUGUCACUUCCACAAUGGAUGGGCGGAGUUUCGUCUCUAUAACCGCAUUGUCCACAGCGACGUUCUCACCUUCACUUUGGUAGACGUGGGUGUGUUCCAUGUGAAGAGGUACAAGCCGAACAGUGGUUUCCCCCCUCUGAGUGAUUUACAAGUGGUGGAGGAUGAAGACUCAGAUCCAAGCUACUCUCUGGAUGUUGAUACCUCGGACGACUACGAGCCAUCCGACACAGAGAUUGAUACAUCGGAUGACGAUGGCUAUGUUUCCGACGCUGGCGCACUAGAUGAAGACGGUUGCCCGACUUUCGUCGUGACACUGACGCCAGCUAACAUCAAACGCACGCUUGAGAUCUCGUUUCCUUUUUGGCAAUGGUACAUCAAACUAACACUUCGUAUCUAUCUUGAACAAUAUCAAGCGGUGGAGGAUGAAGACUCAGAUCAAAGCUACUCUCUGAAUGUUGAUACCUCGGACGACUACGAGCCAUCCGACGCUGAGAUUGAUACAUCGGAUUACGAUGGCUAUGUUUCCGACGCAGGCGCACUAGAUGAAGACGGUUGCCCGACUUUCAUCGUGACACUGACGCCGGCUAACAUCAAACGCACGCUUGAGAUCCCGUUUCCUUUUUUGGCAAUGGUACAUUCGAAUGACAGCCCUUCAGGAUCCAGUGUUCUUCAAUGUGGACGGAGACUCUUGGUUAGUGACGAUGGGUCAUAGCGACACCAAAAUUUGGGUGAAACGUGGCAGGCGUCGGUUCAAAUGUGGCAACAAUUUGGUCGUCGGUACUCACUGCCAUUUCAAGCUCAUAGACGCUAAUGACGUCCAGUUUUAUGUUUGGUUCAAUCAUCCGCAAGCAUAGCUGUUGGUAGCCGACAUCGUGUAGUACCGAUCUAGUUCUAAUUUUCUUUGUUGUUAUGUAGCUUGUUGUUUGUGUGUUUGGGUGUAUGGCGCUCACCAAAUUUUCUAGGUGUUUGGUUAACUAGCAUGGAGCCUCGUUGAGAUGUUUGCGACGAGGGCAGUAGUUUAUGUAGUAGGUUGUAUUGUAUUGUGUUCCAUGAUUGGUUGCGGUGUGAUGCCAUAUAAUAGACCCAUGUUUUACUAUGUAUUUGCCUUGUUUCAUUGUUUUAUGCGACAUGAUUUAGUUAUUUGUGUUGAUUCGGUUUUGAUAAUAUAUAACUUGUUAUAAUCAAUGGCUAGAUAGUAAAUUAAACUUCUCAAUCCCGGUGUUUCCACUUCAUUAUUAUUGCAGCAGUUUCUGUAUAUAUUGGAAAUCUGAAGAAUUCAAUUGAUGUUCAUGAUUCAAUUGAUGUUUCCCCUAUCUUUGUUAUAGUUGAUAAAGUGUGGAAAAGGGAUCUUGUUUUCUUGUAAUCCUAUUUCUUGAAAAAAGAUUUUGAG